GCAUCCUAGCCUCCCGUCACAAGGCUGUGUCUAAGCAUUAACUACCUGUCCGCGCCUUGGAUGCUGUAAUCGAUUUUCUGGCUUCCUUUAACUUAAUUUUUACUCCGGCCUACGCAACAUGUCCGAGCCUAAUAAGAGUGGCCCCGAGGGGACACCGCGAAGGGCGAGAGCCCCUACUAUUACAAUUGAUACGACGAAUGAUACCGAACCUGCAGCCGCAGUUCCUCAGCAUUCACCCGUAUCCCCCCACGACGAGCCAAUAAGUCCGACAGCGCUAACUUCGAGUUGGGCAUCUGAAAAGACUACUGUCCCAUUAGCAUCUCAGUCGUCUAACUUGAGUAUUAAGGGGGAGUCUCGGCCGAGCCAUUCUUUUGAUAGUGCUAGAGAUAGCCGGCCAACUAGCCCUCAUAAUGUUUCCAGUCCAGUAACCUCGAGGGGAACCGAAAAGGGACAAGCUUUUCUUUCUGUGCCGGACCACCAUCGUUCGAGACAGAACUCAGUCGAUAGCGAAGAUGGAUCACGAUCGAUCAGUUCCUCGCAAGGUGACACCGUAACGGCGUCAUGGCAAGGCGAGAGGAGCACGACGACGAAGCAAUCAUUCGACAACGAGAAAAUUAUGAAGGACGAGAAUGCCUUAAAGCCGGAUCAAGGCAAGGAAGCUGAUUUCGAGGUGGAGAACAACCCUUUUGCGUACAGCCCAGGCCAACUUACGAAGAUGUUCGACCCAAAGAGUCUCUCUGCUUUUUAUCAACUAGGAGGACUUGCCGGAAUGGAAAAGGGGCUCCGUACUAAUCGCGACACUGGCUUGAGCCCGGAUGAGAAGCAUUUAGAUGGGAAGGUCUCAUUUGAACAAGCGACGAACCGAACACCAUCCAAGUUGCUUAAUGAAGGGGUAGAGAGCCCACAGACACCAGUUGUCCGGUCAGAUACCGCGCGUGGACACGGAUCUGACGAGGCCUUUUUCGACAGGAAACGCGUUUACGGAGAUAAUCGAAUUCCCGAAAAGAAAGGCAAGAGCUUUUUACAAUUGGUCUGGAUUACUUACAAUGACAAGGUCUUGAUCCUGCUUUCCGUUGCCGCUAUCGUGUCACUUGCUGUCGGGUUGUACCAAACGUUCGGUGGAGAACACCCGGAUGGGGAGCCAUCCGUUGAAUGGAUCGAAGGUGUAGCUAUUAUUGCGGCCAUUGUCAUUGUCGUGCUUGUUGGAUCUCUAAAUGAUUGGCAAAAGGAGAGACAGUUCGCCAAACUCAACAGGAAGAAGCAGGACCGAGUCGUCAAGGUAAUCCGCGCGGGACAUACCGUCGAGAUUUCGAUUUACGAUCUUUUAGCUGGCGACGUAGUCCACCUAGAACCUGGUGAUCUCAUUCCCGUUGAUGGUGUCCUCAUCCAAGGUUUCAAUGUGAAGUGCGACGAAUCUCAAGCGACAGGUGAAUCGGAUGUCCUCCGCAAGAGACCUGCCGAUGACGUGUUUGCCGCGAUUGAGAACGGUGAGGAUACGAGGAAGCUGGAUCCCUUCAUUCAAUCUGGAGGCAGAGUAAUGGAGGGUGUAGGUACAUUCCUCGCAACGACAACCGGUAUUCAUUCAAGUUACGGCAAGACCAUGAUGUCUCUUAGCGAAGACCCUGAGAUCACCCCGCUCCAAUCCAAGCUCAACGUUAUCGCCGAAUAUAUCGCAAAGCUAGGAGGUGCCGCCGGUUUACUCCUGUUUAUCGUUCUCUUUAUCAUGUUCCUGGUCCGCCUCCCUUCGAAUUAUUGGCUAUCACCUUCCCAGAAAGGCCAGCAGUUUAUCAAUAUCUUCAUCGUCGUGGUCACUAUUAUCGUCGUCGCGGUACCCGAGGGCUUGCCCCUUGCGGUCACGCUAGCGUUAGCUUUCGCCACCAACCGUAUGAUUAAGGACAACAACUUGGUGAGGCACUUGAAAGCUUGUGAGGUUAUGGGGAAUGCGACAACUAUCUGCUCUGACAAAACCGGUACCUUAACACAAAACAAGAUGACUGUUGUUGCGGGAACGAUUGGUAUCUCUCAUCGAUUUGGAAGCGGAAUAUCGAAGGAGGAAGAAGAAAAAGGACGGAGUGAGCCGACGGAAAAGGAAUUUGCUAGUACUCUCAGCAAGCCGACUCAAGAAAUCCUGCUCAAGUCUAUCUCUCUAAACUCCACGGCCUUCGAAGGUGAUCUAGACGGAGUCAAAACAUUCAUUGGAUCGAAGACGGAAACCGCGCUAUUAGAAUAUGCAAAGGCCUAUCUUGGUAUGGGACCCGUAAGCGAGGAGCGAUCGAAUGCGAAAAUAUUACAGCUUAUCCCGUUCGACUCUGGCCGAAAGUGCAUGGGCAUAGUAGUUCAACUUGAUAACGGUACAGCUCGCUUGUUCGUCAAGGGAGCUUCGGAGAUUGUCCUUGGUAAAUGCACAGCGAUCCUUCGCGACCCUACUCGAGACGCAUCAAGCACUGGUAUGAGCAUCGACGACACGGAACAGAUUAAAGGUCUCAUUGAAAAUUAUGCAUCUCGGUCUUUACGAACUAUUGGAAUUGCCUACCGCGAUUUUGAGAGAUGGCCUCCACGCAACACCAGACGCGCCGAAGGAAGCCAAAAUGAGGUCAUCUUCGAGGAUGUUUUCAAGCAGAUGGUGUUUAUUGGCAUGGUGGGUAUCCAAGAUCCUCUUCGCGAAGGUGUCCCCGAGGCGGUUAAACAAUGCCAGAGAGCUGGCGUGGUUGUCCGCAUGGUUACCGGUGACAACAAACUUACGGCUCAGGCUAUCGCGAAGGAGUGUGGCAUUCUACAACAACCGGACGCACUUGUAAUGGAAGGUCCGGAAUUCCGCAAUCUUAGCAAGCACAGACAGAACGAAAUCAUUCCGCGACUUCGUGUACUGGCACGUUCUAGCCCCGAAGAUAAACGAAUUCUAGUGCGUCGCCUUAAGGAUUUGGGUGAGACCGUUGCUGUCACAGGCGACGGAACGAACGACGCACCCGCUUUGAAGUUGGCAGAUGUAGGAUUUUCUAUGGGCAUUGCCGGUACCGAGGUGGCGAAAGAGGCAUCCGCCAUUAUCCUUAUGGACGACAAUUUCACCAGUAUUGUGAAGGCUUUGAAAUGGGGUCGCGCUGUCAACGACGCUGUGAAGCGAUUCCUACAAUUUCAGCUUACCGUCAACGUAACUGCUGUCGUAUUGACUUUUGUCACUGCCGUCUCCAGCGAUGAUGAAGGCUCCGUACUCACGGCAGUCCAGCUUCUAUGGGUUAACUUGAUCAUGGAUACUCUCGCAGCACUUGCACUCGCUACCGAUCCCCCUCAAGAUAGUUGCUUAGACCGAAAGCCAGAACCAAGAGGUUCUAGCAUCAUCUCGAUUACGAUGUGGAAGAUGAUCCUCGGUCAGGCAAUUUACCAGUUGGCAAUUACCUUCAUACUCUACUAUGCUGCGGAAACUAUCGGUAUAGUUGACGAAAUCACACGACGUGAUACCCUAGUUUUUAACACCUUCGUAUGGAUGCAGAUCUUCAACCAAUGGAACAAUCGUCGGCUGGACAACCAGUUCAACAUUUUCGAAGGCUUAUUGCAGAAUUGGUACUUCAUCGCCAUCAACCUGGCGGUGUCCGGUGCCCAGGUUCUUAUCAUUUUCGUUGGCGGGACUCCAUUUAGCAUAUCUGGGCAAGACCCGCCACAGACGUCUGCCCAAUGGGGUUGUGCAAUCGUUCUCGGUUUCAUUUCUAUACCCGUUGGCGUCAUUAUCCGUUUGAUCCCAGAUGAAUUGAUUAGGAAGUGUAUUCCUGCAUCGCUAAGGAAGAAGCGUGGUAUUCCCGGAUUGACAAUCUCGGACGAGGAGCGCUUCAAUGACUAUCCUGAGGUCCUUGCUGAUGUUAGAGAUGAGCUUGCGUUCCUCAAGAAACUCAAGGGUGGUCGUCUUAACAAUUUGAAAUUCGCCGUCAAACAUCCUCGCGAGACCUUUAUCUCGAAGACGAGAAGUCCGUCUCACUCACGAUCAAACUCGAUUAGGGUGCCACAGACCCCGACACGCGAAGAUAGUUUCAGCUCUCCCUCGCCAGCUCCCACACCUGAUUCCAGAAAACGUUCUAGGUCUAUGAGAUCGCGGUCGAACUCGGCAUUAGGUGCCCCUACGGUUAUGGCUGGUAUUAUUGCUGGUAGCGUGGCAGCAGGAUGGUCUCCUAUCGAGAGGACUGGAGACCGUGACUUCAUGCAACCCCCUCGCCCAUCACCUUCGCCGUUGUCGAAUCGAGACAAUAGUGAUCUAGAGCCGGCGCCAAUCCUAACGGAAGAACCUGCACAAAUUCAAGACCUCGGCUCGUCUACCGUACCCCGGCUCAGCGUCCCCCAUCCACCCCAAAAGCAAAAGUCUAUUUCUUAGGUGGUGUGAAGGAUUCUUUUGUCUGGAUCAACCAAGCUCGACUGCACCUGAUACAAAGACAUGCAGAGGCAGCGAGAACAUACGCACGAAGAGCGAGCGAAG
This is a messenger RNA of Annulohypoxylon maeteangense, 4459 nucleotides long. Its product is annotated as calcium-translocating P-type ATPase. The record is from RefSeq and is a predicted model, not a curated record. The coding region runs from base 119 to 4357 and encodes 1412 amino acids. The transcript has 3 exons. Gene Ontology annotation, cellular component: membrane; intracellular membrane-bounded organelle. Gene Ontology annotation, molecular function: P-type calcium transporter activity; ATP binding; ATP hydrolysis activity. Gene Ontology annotation, biological process: intracellular calcium ion homeostasis; calcium ion transmembrane transport. NCBI's taxonomy places the organism in Eukaryota, Fungi, Ascomycota, Sordariomycetes, Xylariales, Hypoxylaceae.